Penicillium alfredii is the source of this 336-nucleotide messenger RNA. RefSeq lists its product as uncharacterized. The transcript has 2 exons. The record is from RefSeq and is a predicted model, not a curated record. Bases 1 to 336 code for a protein of 111 amino acids. NCBI's taxonomy places the organism in Eukaryota, Fungi, Ascomycota, Eurotiomycetes, Eurotiales, Aspergillaceae.
AUGCCGCAAUGCCAGACCCUGUCCAGCUCAUCGACCGCAAUCCCAACCGUGACUGGCACUUUCGCAGACAAGAAAAAGAUCACUCUCGACUUUAGUACGAGUCUGCUCGCACGGGCGAUGAUCGGAAAGAUUCCAAAUAGGGUGUCUAUCAAGGAGAUCUGCACCCUUCUCGAAUCACUGCCACUGCCGGACAAGGGUGCGCCGAACCAGAACUGUAACGGGCUGGCGGAGUCAUUCGACCUCGACCCGUUCAUGGAUGAUUCGCUCGCCUUUGCUGAUCGCCGGCUGAGGGACCUGGAGUCUACGCUCGACACGAUCAAUUACCGGCUCAGAUGA